UUCAUCAAUUUCACAUUCUAGUCUAGGCUUUUCUAAUGAAAAUGUGUCAGUGCGAUGUUUUACGCACCACGGUUUUCCCUGUUUUUAUUACUGGUUAUAUUAUCGACUAGAAACGGGCAAUGUACUUUGCAAGGCGAAGAAGUCGCAAAAUGGGCAAAUGCCAUAGGUGUCGAAUUGUGGAUGUUAGGCAAAGAAGUGACAAAAAUAACUGAAAUUGAACAGAAAUAUGCAUUUUUGAAUGCACGUGUAGGUGAAAAGGAUCCAUCAACUCUACUUUCCGAAAUAAAGGAGGACAUUUGUAGUAUGAUGGACCGAAAAAUGGACGCCAUUCGGUGCAUUCAGCAAGAAGCUGAAAACAGAGCGGAAGACUUUCAGUAUGUGCCUGAUGCACCCUUUAAAUACCACAGCUCAAGAUGGUCGUCUAUUGAAGGAGCUGAACCAAUAAAAUUGUCCAAAUCCUUAAAGAAAAGUCGGCAUAUGUAUUUACCACUGAAACUAAAUAAUGAUACACAUUUUUAUAAUUUACCUGUUAAUACCACGCACAGUUCUGUGCAUGUACCCACAAAUGUUUACGACAAAGAAAAUAAAGCUGCCGAAGCAAUUCAGUGGUCAGAGGCGUUAGAUAAAGUGUUUGCUCAGAAUUACAAAUCUGAUCCAGCAUUGUCAUGGCAGUAUUUUGGAAGCGCUUCAGGCAUUAUGCGUCAUUACCCAGCUAUGCAUUGGGUCGAUAAAAAGGAAAUUAAAAGACACUUGUUUGAUUGUCGGAUUAGGACUUGGUUUAUUGAAGCCGCUACAUGUACCAAAGAUGUUGUAAUUCUCAUUGACAAUUCAGGAUCAAUGGAUGGAAUGGGAAAACACAUUGGGGCAUUAACUGCUUACAGCAUUCUAGACACAUUUUCUAAUAAUGACUAUGUAAAUGUUUUGAAUUACUCGGAAACUACUGAUUACAUCGUGCCAUGUUUUGAAAAUCAGUUAAUUCAGGCUACGAAAGAAAAUAUCCACGUUUUCAAAGAUGCCAUAGACAGGUUGGAACCAAAUGGUAAAACUCGACUACAGCAGGCGUUGGUUUUGGCUUUUGAUCUUCUCAGUAAGUAUCGAAAAAUACGUGGAUGCAAUCACGCAAAUAGCACGGACUGUAAUCAGGCUAUUAUGAUCUUAACUGACGGAGUAAACGCUAAUUAUAGCGAUAUUGUCAUGAAACACAAUCAUUUCUUUGAGGGUGAAAUUAUUCCCGUUAGAAUUUUUACUUACCUGAUUGGUCAAGAAGUUACCAAUGUGGAAGAAAUUAAAUGGAUAUCGUGCACAAAUAGGGGUUUCUACACUCAUGUUCAAAGCUUGGAACAAGUGACCGCAUCUGUGCUGCAAUAUAUUUAUGUAAUAGCUAGACCUUUGGUGUUACAAGGACUAGACCAUCCAGUGUCUUGGACUCAUGCUUACGCAGAUAUAACGUAUGACGAUAAAACUGAUACAACUAUAAAUGAACCGUACAGACUUCUCACUUCAGCAGCUAUUCCGUGUUUUGAUAGAAAGAUCAAUAAAAUGAAUGAUACAAGAACUGCAGAAUUGUUAGGUGUAGCAGGAACUGAUGUUCCUAUAGAUGAGUUUAGGAAGCUGACCAGACCAUACAAAAUUGGAGUGAAUGCGUUCGCUUUUAUAGUAUCUAACAACGGUUAUGUUCUAAUGCACCCAGCGCUUCGUCCAGUGUUCGAGGGUAUAGAGAAAGAAAAUUAUAACAGCAUUGAUUUAACUGAAGUGGAACAGCAUUCUGGAGAUGAGUUACCGCGUCAAAUGAGUGAUACUUUAAGGGAACUGCGAUCCUACUUGGUAAACGGGUCUGAAGGCAGUAUGCAUAAUAUUAUUCUCAAAUAUCAUUAUGACGACAAUAGAAGGGUAUCAGAAGAAACUUAUGAUUACUAUUUUUCUGAUUUACCUGAAACGCCAUUUUCUUUGGCAAUCGCGAUUCCAAGUCGCUAUGGAAAUUAUUCGUUGGAUGUGGGCGACGAAAUUCAAAAGAAUCGACAUACAGGAGAAAAUCUUACUUCGUUCUUUCGAGGAAAAUGGAAAAUUCAUCCCAAAUGGGUCUACUGUAAAUACCAUUACUUGGAAGGGCACGAGUUCAAAACUCCGGAAGAAGAACUUAUUCAUUUCUUGGGAAAAAUGUAUGAUAGUGAUUUCAAGUGGGAGCGUCAGUAUGAGUCUGAGGAUAUUGAAAAAAUUGAAUGCGGCAGAAAAACCCUGGAUGAUGACGACUACUUCUGUGACAAACAGCUAGUGCAAAGACUUAUUUUCGAUGCUCGAAAUACAUAUGAACCAUUUAAAGAAAAGUGGACGUUUCAAUCUCAUAUGGAGCGAAAGUUAUUUGAUAAAUAUGAUGUAACACUUCGUUUUGUCGCCACCAUGAGCGGCUUGACUAGAUGGGAUUACAUUUUUGAUGAUUAUGCUAAGGCAAAAGCCAAAUCAAAAGAAUUUGGAGAUAUUAAUCCAAGAGCGAUUGACGAAAAAUGGUAUAAAAGCGCAGUAUUACAGCACCAAUAUGAUACAGAAUCUUUUGUUUAUUCUGUACCGUUCAAUUACGAAAAUAACUUGGAUAUGUUAGUAACUGGAAGUUACGCCAUUUUUGUUAAAGAUGCAGGCAUAGAAGCUCCUGGAUCUGUAGUUGGUUUCCAAUUUUCUCAAACUAAGUUGAAAUCUAGAGUGGAGGAAGUAUCCAGAAGACUAUCGAAUCAAUGUUCGAAUUGCGACAAAUGUGGAGAAAACUUAGUAUGUUACGUCGUAGAUAGUUCAGGCUAUGUCAUUGUAUCAGAAAAAAAUGAAACCGGUCAAUUCUUCGGUGAAAUUGAAGGGGAUAUAUUAGAAUCCAUGUUAAAUGAGGGAGUCUUUGCCAUGAAAACUCUUUAUGAUUAUCAAGCUUUGUGCAGUUGGGAUGACGUGGAGACCAGUUCAGGAAACAAAUUGAACACACCCAUUUCAAUUGCGUCGUAUGCGAUAAAGUGGGUUAUCUGGAAAGUUUUUCACACGCUUGCGGAAAUUAGUAUUUUACAAGCUAUUAAUCCCAUUUGGAGCUUUGCUCAAGAGUUAUAUGAGGAACUUCAAGAGAAGUCAAAUUCUUCGGAUUAUAACGGCUAUGACGACGAUGAGGAGGAGGAAGAGAUAGAAGAUUAUCCUGAUAGCGAAAACAAUGCUGAUAAAUACUUCGCAUGUGAAAAAAAAUUCAACUUGUUCAUUCUUCAACAGUCACUUUUCAUCAAAGAUAAUUACCAUGGGGAAUUAAAAGCGAGUGAAAGAAAAUAUUAUGUCAAGCGUAUUCCCAACAGUAACUUAAUAUUUGUGGCAGUGGAAAAUAAAAUACAACCCACCAGAAAACCGAUAUACACCACAAACCCAGAGAUAAUUUCGAAAGCUCCUGUUUGGACUUAUGAAGAAAUGAAUAGCACUUUACUGCCCUGCCAAAAGCUCUACUUAAACUCACUACCUCGACGAAGACUGACUGGCUGCUAUAAUGAUCAUUAUUUGGAAAGGGAAAUAGAAGCCUGUGGGCGGGCAUCAACGAUACAAACUAGCAUUAUUUCAUUUGGCUUAUCGAUUCUACUAUACAUGUUAUCAUAAUAAUAUUCUUAUUCCAAUGUACCAGGGUUAUUGCACGUGUCAGAUAAUGUUAGUUGAUAUAUGUUUUACUUUCAAAUCUUAUUAAAUAAAAUAAUUACUACUGCGCCGCAGCAGUUAUUUAAAAGUAACUUUUUCGGAAAAGCUUAUUGUAAAAAUGCUAUAAAUAUUUUUUUUCUAAAAA
Molecule: messenger RNA, 3787 nt
Organism: Dendroctonus ponderosae (mountain pine beetle)
Lineage: Eukaryota; Metazoa; Arthropoda; Insecta; Coleoptera; Curculionidae
Gene: Ca-Ma2d
Product: voltage-dependent calcium channel subunit alpha-2/delta-3
Exons: 19
Coding region: 55-3606 (1183 amino acids)
Cellular component (GO): voltage-gated calcium channel complex
Molecular function (GO): voltage-gated calcium channel activity
Source: RefSeq, a predicted model, not a curated record